AUGACAUGCUGAUCAAGCUUUGGGACUGGGAGAAGAAGUGGACCUGCACCCAGGUGUUUGAAGGGCACAGCCACUACGUCAUGCAGAUCGUCAUCAACCCCAAGGACAACAACCAGUUUGCUAGUGCCUCCUUGGACAGGACAAUCAAGGUAUGGCAACUAGGAUCUCAGACCCCAAACUUUACAUUGGAAGGUCACGAGAAGGGAGCAAACUGUGUUGACUAUUACUCAGGGGGAGACAAGCCAUACCUUAUCUCUGGGGCAGAUGAUCGACAGGUCAAAAUUUGGGACUACCAGAACAAAACCUGUGUUCAGACGUUGGAAGGCCAUGCUCAGAAUGUGGCAGCUGUCGCCUUCCACCCGACUCUUCCCAUCAUUCUAACAGGAUCAGAGGAUGGCACUGUACGAAUCUGGCAUGCCAACACAUACAGGCUGGAGAGCACUUUGAACUACGGGCUGGAGAGAGUCUGGACCAUUGCCUGUCAGAAGGGAAGCAACAAUGUUGCCGUGGGCUACGAUGAAGGCAGCAUCAUUAUCAAGCUUGGCAGGGAGGAACCAGCCAUAUCGAUGGAUUCAUCCGGAAAGAUCAUCUGGGCCAAACACUCCGAGAUCCAGCAGGCCAACAUCAAGGCAAUAGCAGACCAGGAGAUCAAGGACGGGGAGAGGUUGUCCCUGGCGGUCAAGGAUAUGGGUAGUUGUGAGAUCUACCCACAGACUAUCUCUCAUAAUCCUAAUGGCAGGUUCGUGGUUGUCUGUGGGGAUGGAGAGUACAUCAUCUACACAGCAAUGGCCUUGAGAAACAAGUCGUUUGGUUCAGCCCAGGAGUUUGUGUGGAGCAAUGACUCGUCUGUCUAUGCUGUCAGGGAGGGCAGCACUUCUGUGAAAAUAUUCAAGAAUUUCAAAGAGCAGAAAUCAUUCAAGCCAGACUUUGGAGCUGAGGGUAUCUUCGGAGGUCACAUGUUGGGUGUGAGGUCAGUGAGUGGUCUGGCUUUCUACGACUGGGAGACCACUGAACUUGUCAGACGCAUCGAGAUCACACCAAAACAUAUUUUCUGGAGUGAGAACGGAGAGUUAGUUUGCAUUGCCACAGAAGAUUCUUUCUUUAUACUGAAGUUCAGUGCAGAAGCUGUGGAGAAUGCCAAGGAAUCCAAGGACAAGAUUACGGAAGAUGGCAUUGAGGAUGCUUUUGAGGUGUUGAAUGAAGUUGAAGAGAGUGUCCGGACUGGCUUGUGGGUGGGAGACUGCUUCAUCUACACCAACAGUGUCAACAGACUCAACUACUACGUGGGGGGAGAGAUUGUCACCAUAGCACAUCUUGAUAGGGUAAUGUACCUGCUUGGCUACAUCCCGAAAGAAAACCGGCUGUACCUCGGAGACAAGGAGCUUAGCAUUGUCAGCUACUCCCUGCUGGUGUCGGUGCUGGAGUAUCAGACGGCUGUCAUGAGGCGGGACUUUGAUACAGCAGACAAGGUGUUGCCAACUGUUCCUAGAGAGCAACGCACUAGAGUGGCACACUUUCUGGAGAAGCAGGGUUUCAAAUCUCAAGCGCUGGCCGUGACCUGUGACCCUGAACACAAAUUUGAGCUGGCUAUCCAGCUUGGAGAGCUGCGUACUGCAUACGAGCUGGCCAAGGAGACGCAGUCUGAUCAGAAGUGGAAGCAGCUGGCAGAGUUGGCGAUCAGGAAGUGUGAGUUCGGUCUUGCUCAGGAGUGCCUACAUCAGGCCCACGAUUAUGGUGGUCUUCUUCUGCUGGCCAGCUCUGCAGGCAACCGGGACAUGGUUGGCAAACUAGGAGAGGCCGCAGAAAAAGCCGGGCAGAACAACGUGGCAUUUUUAUCCAACUUUAUCUUGGGCAAAUGUGAGGAAUGCCUGGAGAUUCUCAUCAACACGGGGCGUCUGCCAGAAGCUGCAUUCUUUGCCAGGACAUAUUUGCCAUCUCAGAUCUCGCGGGUGGUGUCCUUGUGGAAGAACCAGGUCAAGGCCAUCAACAAGAAAUCUGCAGAUUCUUUGGCUGACCCGGCUGAGUACGAGAAUCUCUUCCCAGGUCUCAGGGAGGCCAUCAAGGCAGAGCAGUACCUGAAGCCACAGAGAGAGAAGGUGCUACCUGCUGCGGCAUUCAGCAAAGUUCCUAGCAACUCUGAAAGGAAUCCUGUAGAGGAGAUGCAGCAGGCGGAGCAGAGGGGAACGUUUGUCUUUGCUGCCCCAGUGACAAAAGAUGAUGAUGAUGAUGAACAAGAUGACGAUAACUUUGAAGAGGCAGUUGAAACACCAACAAAGAAGCAACUGUCCAAAAAAGAAGAACCUGUUGAACCCCAGCCAUCAGCGGCACCGGCUGUGAUCAGACCUGCACCAGAAGCAACUCCACCGCCUCCAGUGGCAGACCUGCCACCAGCACAGCCUGAGCCUCAACAGCUGGUGGAUGAUUUUGAGAAGGAGCUUGAGCUGGACCUAGAAAAUGUCACUAUUGAGGAUAUUGAAGCUGCAGAGAUGAAUCUGGAUGAAGACGACUUGUUACAGGACUGA
Candidula unifasciata is the source of this 2522-nucleotide messenger RNA. The record is from the annotation of a GenBank genome assembly. Lineage: Eukaryota; Metazoa; Mollusca; Gastropoda; Stylommatophora; Geomitridae.